AUGGAGAACUUGAGGAUCACAGCGAGACUCGUGCCAGACCGGCCUGGCGUUAUUCCAGAGGACGAGUUUAGGCAUAUGAUGCCAAGAGUGCCGGGUGUUUCGUAUCAAAAUCUCGUCAAACCCUAUUUUCCAUAUACGCCGCAAAUUGCGAGAUCGUUGCUGUUAAAUAAGCACGUGAUGUUCAUUGGGGAUUCACUCACUCGAGCUUUAUACAAGGACUUGCUCGCGCUGCUCCAGACGGGAGAUCUGCUGUCACCCGAAGAUCUCCGAACGCCCAACGAGGAGACGUUCCUUGGAGAUCGGCAGAUUGACAUUUUGCCGCUGGAAAAGAAUCGAGUGUUUCGCCAAUCGCGCGAAUUCCAAACCGGCAAUUAUCUAAUUCAAUACCAUUUCACAUCGAGAGCGUUUCGCGUCGAGCUGGAGAAGGUGAUGCUGGCGAUGGUCGAGAGCGGCGAGAAGCCCGACAUUGUUGUGAUGAACUCGGCGAUUUGGGAUGUGUCGAGAUUCGAGUGCAGCAUGUUCAAAAAUGCGACGAAGGAGGACAUUGAGAUGGAGACGAUGGAGGAGUAUGAGAAGCGUGUCGCGAUGAUAUGUCGACGAAUGCGCGUCAUUCUGCCGCCGGACGCGAUAUUCAUUUGGGUUUUGAUGCCGCUGAAUUCGGAGAACGAGCGCGAGCACGGGUUUUUGUCGACGAAUCGCCUACCGUACAAUGAGAUUCGGAUGAGACUGCUGGAGGCGAACAACGUGGCUGCUUCGAUCGUCCGCGAGGCCGGCUUCGACGUUCUCGACUUGUCGUUCUAUUUUCGGCACAUCUCAUUGGAAACGCAUCGCGUAAACGACGGUGUUCAUUGGAACGAAUACGGCACUCGAUUCAUGACAGAACUUGUCCUCGGACAUAUCGCCUGCGCGUUGGGCGUUGAAGAAGCCGUAUGGAAGCACAUGGGACCAUAUGUCCGGCAGGUUAUGGAGAAUCGCGACGCGUUUCGAUGUGAGAUCAAGAAAUUUCUCGAUGAUUCGAACGCGAAAGAGCAUUGGGUCGAGCAAUUUCAGCGGAAUUUGCGCAAAGAGGCGUUCAAUAGUAUGGAUGAUGCGACGAGAAUCCGCCUCGGAUCGUUGAUCACCUGCAUGAGAAUGGCGUUGAUGGUCGGCCGAAGUAGUCGCGAGUAUCAUGAUAUGAAGAUUCGACGAGAUCCGGAAGCCAACGAGCUGUACAAAUUCAAUUUGGAGGAACUUGAAGAUAUUCAGAAAAUUUUCGUUCGGAUCGAUCAUGACAAAUUCGACGGCUAUCCGCUGCAAAUGAUGGACGAGUCGACGGAUCGGAAGCGGCGGCGGCGUUCGUUGUCGGAAGACGUCGAGAAUCGCGAUCGUCCGGAUCGAAUUCGGCCGGCCGAGAGCCCCGAGUAUUGGUCGCGGGCGCCGUCGCCGCCGCCGCGCCAAAAACUGCGAGCACGACGACGCGAUGUGCAUUGA
Molecule: messenger RNA, 1470 nt
Organism: Caenorhabditis bovis
Lineage: Eukaryota; Metazoa; Nematoda; Chromadorea; Rhabditida; Rhabditidae
Source: the annotation of a GenBank genome assembly